AUCCAAUGGUUACAGCAAAAUCUUGAAGCGAGCUUUGUUUUGUAUCCGAUCUGGUUUUAGCCAUUCUUUACGCUGUUUUUCAAUUGUGAUUGUUUUAUUUUGCAAAUGUUUCUCAUCAAUUUUUAAUCUACAAUUUGACUGUUGGUAUAUUUUCAUUAUAUAUUUGUAUAUUUGACUUGAGUAUUGUUCAUCAUGGUUCAGAUUGCAGGUGCUCAGGUUGUUCCUUCGCUUGAUGAUUUGAUUAAACAGGGUAUUGAAGAGUUUGAGAAAAUUUUCCAGGCUGAAGCUACGGUUGUUGGAUUCUCUCCUGGUCGAGUUAAUCUGAUUGGUGAUCAUGUUGAUUACAAUGAUGGACUUGUUCUUCCUAUGGCGAUACCAGUUUACACUGUUGUCAUUGGAGCUCCAAACUCAUUUCAAAUAUGUCGGAUUGAGUCACUUUCAAACAAAUUGGAAAGUCCAAAACGAGUUGAAUUAAAGUUUGACAGCUUGACAAUCGGACCCCCGUCUUGGUCUAAUUACGUCAAAGGAGUUAUCUCUACUUUUCCAGGAAUCAAAAAGCCUUUUGAUGCUCUCAUUUUGAGUUCCAUACCUAUUGGCGCCGGACUUUCAAGUUCAGCAGCUCUUGAAGUUGCCUUCUUCAAUUUCCUACAAGGCCUGAGUGGAAGUGAUCUUGGAAUAAGUAAACAAGAAAUAGCUUUGCUUUGUCAGAAUGCUGAACAUACUUUUGCUGGUGUACCUUGUGGAAUCAUGGAUCAAUUCGUGGUUGUUAUGGGAAAAAAAGAUCACGCUUUACUCAUUGACUGCCGGUCUUUAUCAACUGAAUUGGUUCCUUUGGUUUCAGAUGAUAUAGUCAUUUUAGUUGCCAACUCAAAUAUUCGCCACGAGCUAGCUGGAAGUGAAUAUUCAUCCAGACGAAAAAAUUGUGAACAAGUAGCUCAGAUGUUGGGUAAAAGUAGUUUACGAGAUGUUUCAAUGAAAGAAUUAGAGACGAGUCAAACAGUUUUACCCUUAGAACAAUAUCAAUAUUCUAGGCAUGUAAUAACCGAGAUUGAAAGAGCUUUGAGUGCUUCAGAAGCUCUUAAAAAAAGUGAUUACGUUAUCUUUGGAGCUUUAAUGACCCAGAGUCACUGCUCUUUAAGAGAUGAUUAUAAAGUUUCUGUUCCUGAAAUAGAUGAGCUUUGUGAAAUUGCUCUUGAAUCUGAGGGAGUUUAUGGGUCAAGGAUAACUGGUGGAGGUUUUGGUGGUUGCACCGUAACCCUAGUUAGUGCCAAUAAGGUUGAAUCGACAAUCAAUAACAUGAUGACAAAAUCUAGGAUUUCAGUAGAUUUUUAUGUUUUCAAACCAGCUGAAGGUGCUAGUUACAAGAACCUUCCCUCGAAAAAGUCUUUCUAACUUUUUCAUUGACUUGAAUGAAAAAAAGGAUGUGAUUUAUUUUUGUAAUGCAUUUUUUAUAACAAUGCUAUAUGGUAGUACUGAUUUAAAGGAUAAGGAAAAGAGAAGAUUAAGUUAAGGAAGCUGCGAAUUUUAAUGUAUGACUUACCCGACAAGUUGAACAUGAUUGCUAAUUUUAUCUAGAUUGAAAAGGGGUUCAAAAAAACUAAGUUGUUUUGAUCACCCAGUUCAACCAAAUGCUUUUCAAGAUUUUGUUAAAUCUUACCACAAGAAAUUUGUUCACAACCUUUAAUAAACAGAUUUUUUAAAUGAAA
Tetranychus urticae (two-spotted spider mite) is the source of this 1706-nucleotide messenger RNA. Its product is annotated as galactokinase. Gene Ontology annotation, cellular component: cytoplasm; cytosol. Lineage: Eukaryota; Metazoa; Arthropoda; Arachnida; Trombidiformes; Tetranychidae. The record is from RefSeq and is a predicted model, not a curated record. Gene Ontology annotation, molecular function: galactokinase activity; ATP binding. Gene Ontology annotation, biological process: carbohydrate phosphorylation; galactose metabolic process.